Molecule: messenger RNA, 1584 nt
Organism: Penicillium cataractarum
Lineage: Eukaryota; Fungi; Ascomycota; Eurotiomycetes; Eurotiales; Aspergillaceae
Product: sugar porter family MFS transporter
Exons: 4
Coding region: 1-1584 (527 amino acids)
Biological process (GO): transmembrane transport; carbohydrate transport
Cellular component (GO): membrane
Molecular function (GO): carbohydrate:proton symporter activity
Source: RefSeq, a predicted model, not a curated record
AUGCCUUAUAUUCUCGUCACGCUAUGCUGCACCUUUGCAGCCCUGGGCUCAUUCUUAUUCGGCUAUGAUUCCGGGGUCAUCUCGUCGAGUAUCGAACAAGAUGCCUUUUUGGACUAUUUCGGCUCCCCGGGUUUAUCAGAUGCUGCUAGUGGAGGAAUUAUUUCUUCAUAUACAGGAGGUGCAAUCGUCGGAUCCCUUCUAGCACCAUACAUCUCCGAUUUCUAUGGACGUCGAAUGGUAAUUUUCAUCGGCGGAUUGCUAGCCACGCUGGGUGCCGCGCUACAGGGUGGUUCAGUCACCGUCGCGAUGCUCAUCGCUGGUCGAUUCAUCGCGGGCUGGGCUAUUGGACUCAUGUCGGCUACGAUUCCUGUCUACUGCAGCGAGGUUGCACCGCCGCGCAUUCGUGGGUUACUUGCCAGUAUGCAGCAGUGGAUGAUUGGACUGGGAAUCAUGGUGGCUCAAUGGGUUGGCUACGGAUGCUCCCUACACAGCGGCAACUUUUCCUGGCGAUUUCCACUCUCCUUCCAAACAGCCCCGGCCGUGAUCCUCAUCUGCGGUAUCUGGUUUCUCCCCGAGUCCCCACGCUGGCUAAUCGAGCACGGCAAAGAAGAAGUCGGUCGAGCAGUCCUCGCCCGUCUCCAUCUGAACAGCAACGCAUCCAACCAGGAGCUGGUCGAGCAUGAAAUCAAUCAAAUCCAUCAAAGCGUCACCAACGAAAAACAACUUGUCGUCCGCUCAUGGCGCCAACUCUUCUUCUCCCGCCAAUGGCGCUAUCGCAUCCUCCUUGCAUGCGGUCUUCAAGUCAUGACCCAAUGCUCCGGCACAAAUCUUAUCCAAAACUACGGACCGCGACUAUACAAGACACUCGGCCUCUCCACGUCUACUUCACUCAUGAUUAUCGGUGUUUGGGGUGCACUGGCACAAUUCUGGAAUACCAUCUUCAUGACCUUCAUCGAUAAAGUCGGUCGACGCAAGUUACUCAUUCCAUCCCUACUAGGCAUGGGCGCGGUAAUGUGUGUCGAAGCUACGCUGGCACGAUACGUCGAUUUCAGCGAUACCAACGCCAACCCGAAUGCGCUGCGCGCAGCUAUCUCCAUGUUCUUCGUUUUCUCAUUAUUUUUCACAGCCCUGGGUAUGAUCUCCUGGAUAUACCAGUCUGAGAUUUUCCCGACGGCUAUUCGUGCUCGGGGGUCGUCGGUGGCGACUGCUACGAAUUGGAGUUUGAGUUUAGUUUUUGCGCAGUGUUCGCCUAUUGCAUUGACGAGGAUUGGGUCGGAUUAUUUUUAUUGCUUUGUUGCGUUUAAUUGGGUUGCUGUUUUUGUGGUUUGGUUGUGGUAUCCUGAGACUGUUGGCAGGUCUCUCGAGGAGGUUGAGGAGGUUUUUGGUGGUCGGUCUGGUGAUGAUGAGCCUGAUGUUACUCUUGGGGUUGAGGCGAGUCCAAAGACUGAGUGGAAGCCGCCGCGAUCACAUCUCCGGCAUAAGGGUAUUCACCCUUUGUCGAUGCAUCCAAUAACCUGCGGGAGUUGGAGUAGCAAGGGUGGUUCGUCGCCCAGGUUGUGGAGUAAACAGAUGGAGAAUGUAUAG